AUGAGCCGUUGCUGCUCUCUUGGGCUCUGUGCCCCGAACCCUCCUUUGUCCUCUCUCUCCUCAAGGCCUCGCAGUGUCAAAGCUCCUCUCUGUAUCACAUCUCACGCCACACCCAACUCUAACACCGAUUCUCUUCUUCAAAAUGUUGCCAAGAUAAGAGCAAAGACCGGAGAUUUCUUUGGAGCAAAGAAGACAAUCUUUGCAGCUCAACUAGGGGCAGUUCUUGCCACGAUCGAUCAUCCGGCGUUAGCAAUAACAGGAGUCAACCACGAGCAGGAACUAAGCAGCGUUGUGCUCGAUAUCGGGAUCAUAUCCGUUUGGUACUUCCUCGUAAUGCCACCAAUCAUCAUGAACUGGCUGAGAGUAAGAUGGUACAGAAGGAAGUUCUUUGAGAUGUACUUACAGUUCAUGUUCGUCUUCUUGUUCUUCCCCGGGCUACUGUUGUGGGCACCGUUUCUCAACUUCAGAAAGUUCCCAAGAGAUCCAUCUAUGAAGUAUCCUUGGGACAAACCAAAAGAUCCUUCCUCUAUCAAGAACGGUUACCUCAAAUACCCAUUUGCAAAGCCAGAAGACUACGACUACUAA
This is a messenger RNA of Thlaspi arvense, 585 nucleotides long. Lineage: Eukaryota; Viridiplantae; Streptophyta; Magnoliopsida; Brassicales; Brassicaceae. The record is from the annotation of a GenBank genome assembly.